Lymnaea stagnalis (great pond snail) is the source of this 12076-nucleotide messenger RNA. The record is from the annotation of a GenBank genome assembly. NCBI's taxonomy places the organism in Eukaryota, Metazoa, Mollusca, Gastropoda, Lymnaeidae.
CACUGGGCUAUGGCUAGAGCAUUUAAUAAGCUACAAAUAGUCUCGGUUUUAUUUUAUUUAUUAAAUCCUUAUUAACAAACCGUGCGAAUAAUUAUAUAAUUAGAGUAGGUUUCUAUCUACUUUUUCAACACUUAAAUAUUAUCAUAAUAUUGCUAUCGUGGUUUUUAUUACCGUGUAAUAUUUAGCCUAUAUUCAUGACCAAAGGCAAAGGCACCAUGUCUGAUUGUGUUUCACUUUUAAUUAGGGCCUGCUCAUGGAGAGUAAAAAUCAAAGCAUGUCUAUAUUUUAUUAUAAUUUUUUAUUAUCUAUUUCAUAAAAUAAUAAUAGUAAUAGGCAUAAUUAAACGAGUUGGCGUUGGCAAAUAUUAUAAGUCUACAUUUAACAACAAUGAAUUAUUUAAUUUUAAAAAUAAAAGGGACAAAAUAUUUCUUUACACCGUACAUUGUCUGAUUAGUUUAAAAAAUGAAAUGAAACACAAAAGAACUGGAACAAAUUUUAGAAAGUUUCUAGAAAUUGAUAACAGAAAACACUAUUGCGAAGGAAUCACCAAUUUCAUCACCUGUUUGACGCAACCACUGAAUCUGAAACCAUUGCUUUACUUUAUUAGCCACAAUAGAUCAUAAUUUAAACAAAUAGUAAGUCGAUAAAAAAGUAGUCGAAGUUUAGGUCAGACAUUAACUUUAAUCUCAAUAAUUUAAUUAUUAAAAUUAAUAGUGUCUGUUGUUUUUAUUAGUAUUAUAUUAGUGUUAGUGUUAGCACUGACACUGUUGUUAGCCAGUGCCUAAGUAAGUUAACCCUACCCUGCCUAGUACUAAUCAAAUAUCCUAGUGGCAACUCGUGUAGUUUUAGCCAAAAGUAUAGUGAAGAGUCAUGAGUCAUAGUCAUAGCAAUUUCUAAUUGUAUUAUUAGUAAAGUUAGUUAAGUUAGUUAUCAGUGAAGUUUACUACUACAAUGACUACGUGAAGUUAGUACUAGUUCUUGACCUUCUUUACUGAGGCUAACUUUAAUCUAGACCCCACUCAUAAUAUAGUAAAUUAAAUAGUAAAUACAAAUCUUUGCUCUCCUCUCCCCACACCUAUAAAAAACAUCUCUCUGUCCACGACUGUCACAUCUACAAACCCUUAAACUUCAACCUCCGAUGCAUGGAUUGAUGGAUAUCAAAUUACUACUGCUGAUACUGCACCUGUGCAAGAUCAUCAUAUCCCUAGAACAGUGGUAGUGAGUGGCUCUUAACCAGGGAUAAAAGUGCCCCCUCAGCUCUGCGACGUGGAAGACCAAGAAAAUUGUAUUUGCUGCCAUUGCUAGUUGGCUAGUUGUUGCUGCCUUUUUUUUUAAACUCAAUUUUUAUAUAGUAUAUAGUAUAUAGGCCUACAUUUUGUUUGGCAGCAGUAAAUAUUUUUCUGGUGAAUUUUUUUAGCGCAUAACUUUUUGUUUUUUUCUGUUUAUAGAAAGUUUAUUAAAAUUAAUGAAAAAAACUAAGAUAUUAAAAAUUUUAUUACAAUAUAAUUUCUAUAUAUUGGGAGGGGGGAAUUGUCAACCAUUUUUUCAUUCCAUCCUACUUCACAAGCUAGUCCAAAUUAUAUUACUCCCGUCUCCACAUUUCGAUAUAAAUUUCCUGUGAUUUUGGGUUAUUAAAUACAUACUUUUACUAUAAUUUUUGUUGUUAAUGUGACUUCCGUUGCUUAAACCGGCCAAUCCUCCUUGUCAAAAAUCAUCACAAAAAUGUGGCUCCCCCCCUAGAUUUGUGACGUCAUUUAUGGAUGACCCGUAAGACCCCACUAAAAAAGACUUUAUGUCAAACUUAACAUUAAUACUGGUUAGAGAUAACUUAUUUUGAACUUUCAAAUUUUGCACAUGACUUAUUAAAGCUUUCACUGACCAAUUGUUUAAUAGUGUUUGCACACAGCAAUCUCUUUUGAAUGAAACUAUGAGAAUAUAUAGUCUGAAUGUUUGGCCAUGACAUCAGCAAUGCCUUCAGUAAAUUAUAAUAAUUUACAAUAAUGUCUCUACCAGGGUUUAAAACCUCAAUUAAAAAUAUUAUUGUUUAUAUUAUAAUAUUUUUUCACUACUCUAGUCUAGCUCUACUAAUAUUUUAUAGUUUAAAAGUAUUGAUUCAUAUUUUCAUACCAGUACUCAUACUAUCAAUAUCAUACAGUAACUAGUAAAUAGUAUCUAGCUUUAAGUGUUGGAGUUUAAAUAGGAUAAUAUAUUUAAAACAAAUGUACUAAUAAUAUUUCAAAUAUUUCUUUUUUAAUUUCAUCACAGACCCUUCGGCAGUCAUGGAUAUGGGAGAGAUUUUUCGCAGACUUUUUGGGUUAAGAAAUCCGUCAUUUUACUCUAGGUCCCCUUUACAUAACUUUGAUGAAGAAGAUGAUGAUGAGCAAGAUAUAAAUGAUCAUCAAGAGGAUGCAGGGUGAGAAAAUGAAACCAAAAGUCAUUACUAAUAUUACUAAAAUUAAUUUUACCAUAUAUAAUAAUUGUAUUCUUUACGUGUUUGCCAGGGAAUAGGGAAUUUCUAGUGCCAGUCAAAGUGAUUUAGUGGGAAAUUCUGUUUCAAUUCACAGAGCAGCUGUAACGCCUCAAACAUCUUUUUUGAACUUUUCUUGUACAGAUGUAUAGUUUACUGUCAUUUGUUGGAAAGCCUCAUUAUUUCAUUUGCAAGUUUUUUUAGAAUUAGCUGCUUUACUUUUAUAUUCUGCAAUUAAUAAAUGCAGAGAAGCAUUUUAUUUCUUUUAAUUAUUAAUUGUAAUCUCUGUAUGGCUAGGAUAAUCUGUCAUUCGCUGCAAGGGCUGCUUGCGAAUCUAAAUUUUGCUCUCCAUGAAGCAAUAGCAGUGGCUGACCUGUUUAGACUGGGUAGCACCUUACUAGGAUAUGAUCUUGAUUUAGAAGCAGUGCCUUUUUUUGUAUAGAUUAUUUAAAGUUUCUUUCAGGUGUUGCUUCUUUAGGCUGAGUGCAGCAUUAGUUUUUCGUAAAAGUGUACAUUUUUGCAAUCUGUCUUAAGUCUACUAGGAAACAGAUAUUUUUGUGAUCCAUUUGAAGAUGUUGCCAGCUGGAUGCUUGCAGUUUUUGUCAUUUUUCAAAAAUUGAUCUACUUUCAGUUGCAUGUAAUAUAAAUGGAACUUUAAAAAAAUUAUAGUCUGAGAAAAAGAAAUGAUUGCCACUCCUUGGUCAUACUUUUUCUUGUUUUCAAGCUGUAGCAAAAGAUGCAUGAGAGCACAUUUCUUGGCUGGUCCAUUUUACAUGACUUGUUGGGCCCAUGAAACUUUAAAAUGUUUUCAAUAAGUCUUUGUUAAAUUUAUAGAUGUCCCAUUUUUAAAUUUGCAGUGUUGAUUUCUACACAAAAGGUUUUUCUAAGUGCGAAAUAAAGUCACCAGUUGCUUUGAUUUGCUGCUCCUUUCAUUCAAUGAUGUCUGCCAUUUAUUAUAGUUACAGAUGAUGAUGAUAGAAGACAAAUAGAAAAAUUAUUGGCACAUAUAAAUAUACGGCCUAUAAUUUUAUAAUAACUUCCAGCUGACUGAAAUGAUAAAAAAUCAGUAUGUAGCAGAGACUAAACUCAUAAAUAAGCUUAUUUAGGGGUGGAGAUUUUACUAUUUAAAUAAUGAAACACAUAAAAUAUCUAUUUUACAUGGCUUCUUAGUUAAUAAUACUUCUAUUAACUCAAAAUUGUAUUUUUAACAUUGUUUGGUAACCAGAUGACUUGAGAUUUAAAAAUGCUUACCUGAGGUGGAUAAGAUUACAUUUCAGCCACCUUGAAAAAGUCAUUUCCUUUAAUAAACAAUGAUAUCCAGGGAGGAAAUGUGGUUGUAUCCUUUUUUUAAACUUAAAUAAAAAUUGGCGAGAUUUUCCAUUCUUGGACAAUAAGAUAAUUGGAUGCUUUCAACAGUGGUUAUCAUGAAAAUUUGCAGCUGGUGGACAAAGUAGGAUAAAUUAAAUAGUACACUUACCUUAAUUCAACUUGAUAUAUUUUUCUAAAAUAAAAUUUUAUAAAAAAUCGAAAAACAUAGUAUUGUUCAGCACCCAUUGCUCUUUAAAAUGAUUUAUCUUACAACCUUUUUAACAAAGCAAUAACAGUAAACCACUUUUUUUUUUUCAACGCACAUGUAAUGUUUACAUUUUCAAGUGGACAAACUGUUGAACAAGGUGCAUGUAACUCUACUUUGAUUUGUUACUAGCAGAAACCUGAUUUACUCAAGUAUGGAACUAAGCCAAAGUAUGGGAAAAGCUGGAAAAAAGAACACAACAAAACAACGAACAUGUUUAAAAGAAGUCUCAUCAGGGAACAAAAAACAACAGUAAAAACAGAAUUCAAUAAAAAUGACACUUAACUGAAAUGUAGUAUUGGAGAGGAAAGCAAGAGGAAUGUUUUUUCCUCCUUAUUUGAUCUACAUAUAAGAUAUGUGCAGUGUGCAUAGGAACUCUGAAGGAAGUGUUUAAAAAAUUUGAGGCCCCUUGCCUUUACAAACAUUUCGAAUUAUUUUAUUCUACAAAUUUGUAACUAAGUAUAUCAUUUUUUUGUGCUAAAAUCGUAUGAGACAUAUUGCAUUCAAUUUUUAUUACAAGUAGAGCAGCAUUUAGGUGCCCUAUGCAUAUUUUCAUGUGGAACCGACUCACCUUGAGAGCAAGCAGAAAUAUUUUCGUUAACUUUACAUGAGCUAAACAGAUAUUGCAUUAUAUUUAAUACCAUGACACUUCCAACUCUCUGUAUAGGAUAAGUAUAUUUUUUGGUGACCAAAGUCGUGGUGUUGAGGAUAUGUUUGAACACUUUCAUGGUGAUAUGAGCAGACAGAUGGAUGCCUUGCAUAGACAAAUGGAGGAUAUGAUGAGAGGAUUUGGAAAUAUUGAUUUUUCAUCAGGUAAUUUUUUUAUGGAGGGAUUUAUGUAUAACUUAAGCAAUUUUGAAUUAUCGGAUUAAUCUAAACUUGGUGUAAUAUUGAUGAACGAAAUCUUAAUUCAACCCCUUUAUAAAUAUAUGAUGUAUCUGGUCACUGAAACUUUGAAAAUUAGUUUUUUUUUUUUUUCUUUUUUUUUUUUUUCAAUUUUAUUAAGAUAAAUGAUAAAGGGCUUCCUCAUGCCCUGUAAAUAUAUUUUAUAAAUUGCAUUAGUCAAGAGUAUAGUUCUUCCUUCAUAUGAUCAAAACAAAUAUUUUAAAAUUUCAUGCAAAAAAUUGCCAUGUUACUUGUUUCUCCUGUAACAUGUGGAAACCUUACUUACUUGAACGAAAUCUUAAUUCAACCCCUUUAUAAAUAUAUGAUGUAUCUGGUCACUGAAACUUUGAAAAUUAGUUUUUUUUUUUUUUCUUUUUUUUUUUGUUCAAUUUUAUUAAGAUAAAUGAUAAAGGGCUUCCUCAUGCCCUGUAAAUAUAUUUUAUAAAUUGCAUUAGUCAAGAGUAUAGUUCUUCCUUCAUAUGAUCAAGACAAAUAUUUUAAAAUUUCAUGCAAAAAAUUGCCAUGUUACUUGUUUCUCCUGUAACAUGUGGAAACCUUACUUACUUGUUAAUAGAGCUUAGAUACAAGUACAUGGAACAUUUUAAAAUAUUAUUUGUUAUUUUGUUGAGCUUCCAUAUCAUUCAUAUGUCAAUACGACAUUCUAAUAUGUAAAAAAUUAGUUCUUGUCUACUAUAACAUGUUCCCUUAUACGCAGUACAAAUAUUUACUGUAUAAAAAGUUGUAUUCUUUUUAAUUAACUCAUAAGAUAAAAUUAUGCAAUGGGAAGAGUGUCUGUUUAUGGCCUGCCAAAUGAAAUCUGAAAAACUAACUUAUUCAUCUUUGUGUAAUCUAGUAUUUCAGACCCCUAAAAUGAAAUUGCCUCUUGAUCCCAUCACAAAAACCAAACAGGAUGACACUGGCAACAUAGUGAUUUGGUCAGGAACCCAGUCUCCCUUUUUCAGUGAUGGGCAGGAUCAAGUGAAGAAGAGCCCAAGAGACUUUAUGUUGAAAGAAGGUACUGACAUUGAUGAUAUUCAACCUAGAAGACCUGUCACAUCAUUGCCCCCGAGGGACAAGCAACCAAAGGUGAGCUUAUUAGCAAGUUUUAUCUAUCUCCUUGUAACUGGAAUUUUAAUCCUGAAAUAAAUUUAAACGUUUCGUACCAAGUGCAUUGAUACUGCAUAGUCACAUUAAUGAUAAAUAAUGUCUGUUGGUGCAUCACAGCUUUUGACCCAUAAAAGAUUAUCCUCAUUCAACCCUUAGGGUUGUUUACAUUGCACAUGUCUGCUUUAAAAUAAUCCGCCAAUAUUUCUGUAUCUGGUGUUCAUUUUUUCUGUGUUUUUUCGGUGCGUAUGGGCAAGUUCACUGGGUGCUGUCAACUUAAUCCAUUUUAAUUUGUGCUGGCUGCCAUAGGAAAAAUGUCUGCCUGGAUUAUCUCUUUUGUAUAUGCUCUUCAAAAGAUAUUUUCUUGAAAUGUUCUUUGAUGUUCUUUGUUACUUUCAUGUCAUAAUAUUUAUUGUUGAAGUCCCUCAUGAUCAUUGUCACUGGGGAGUUGUUUUUUUAAUCAGAACAUGAUAUGUUAAACUCUUAAUUCUGAGAGCCAUAUAUUCCUAAAUAUAUAUUUUUUUAAAGUAUUCAGUUGUAUUUCUCAAUAGUGAAACAGAUUCAUGAUACAUAUUCAAAAACAUUUAAAAUAUAGCAUCACUAGAGUUGUAGAACUUUCUCCUGGUAAUGGUAAAUGUUGGGCAAAUGUGGAUUUAAGACAUUUGUCAAUUUGAAUUUUAAAAUAUUUUUAAAUUUAAAAAUUAUUCUUGGUUUUAUUCUUUCAGGUCUCUGAGAUCAUUACUGUUCCACCUCCAACCAGAUUUGAUUUAUCAGAGCGACUAGACACCGGUAAUAUAUUUUUAACGAAACGUGUAUGUUUAAAUUUACAAGAGUUAUAUCACUGUAUGAUUUUAACCCUAGGCUGAAAAUCUACUAGAACUUAAGCAACAAGAAUCAACUACUAGAAUCAAGUCACACUUUUUCAUUAUAAAACAGAACGCUUUUUACAUUAUAAAAUUGGAGUAGAAGAAAAGUAUAUGACACCAAAUUAAAGGUUCUGAAAAGAAAUUAAGAUAAUAUAUAUUUGCCUUUGUUUAAAAACUAUUUAGUUGUUUUUUUUCCAAAUAUUUGUCUUUAAAAGAUACUUUUUGGUUCAAAAUAACAAGAUUCAAAUAGCCUUUAUAUGAAAGGAUUGAAUCUAAAAAUUAUGAUCGUGUUAAAACUGUUUUAAUCAGAUCUUGAUGGUAAAGUCAGUGAGAAGAAUAUUUUGGACUUGAUCAAAAACCCAACAGAUAUCCAGGCUCUUGAGCCUGUGGAACCCCAGUUGUCCAUUAAAAACCAGCCCCAGAUUUUCUCGUCUAGUAGAUCCUUCAGUUUCUCAACAAUUCGUGGACCUGAUGGGGUAAGUUUGAAAUAGCAAUCUGCUUCUUGUAGAUUUAAUUAUCUUUUGUUUUUUAUUAGUAACUUAUUUACUUUUCCCUUUUAUUUUUGGCUGAGGUGAAUUAAAUCGGACCUAUAGGAAUGAUGAUUUAAAUGAACAAUUUUUAAAAUCAAUUUAUUCAUUGAUCUAAUCUAUUCAUAUUUAAAAGCACUAGAUGAAAGAACUUUUUUUUGUUAUUAAAUAUUAUAAGCCACAUAAUAUAUUAUCUCUAUGAGAAGGGACUCCAUUAGAUGUGUUGCACUCUGAAUUUUAAAAACCAUGGUUGUGAUUAGGUAUUAUUUUAUGGAAAUGAAAUCAAUUUAACCCUACACUGUCAAGUGCAUUUUCUGUCAUGUCAAACCAUGUUUGGCAUUUUCAUAUGCUUGUGGAAAAGGAAAAAAUACCAUGAUAAAUUAAUUCAGAUACCCUUACAAGUAUACAUUUUCUGAAAGUACAUUGGACAAGGCAUCUUAUUGUAUCAAUUUAUAUGUUGAUAUUGACCUUGACCUUUACAGAGUGAGUUAAAUUUUACUACUCAACUUCUGAAUCCAAUCUAAUACUCCAUUAAUUGUUCAAACUAUCAAUAAAUCAAGUUUUUUUUUUAGCUGCUAAAAGCAAUAUUCUUUCAGAACAUGUCAAUUUAUAGGUACUUACAUUACUAAUUGUAAUUUUUUGGAAUUUUUUAAAAUUGACAAAGCCUGUGCUAUUUCUAAUUUAAUAUAGAACAAUUGUUGAAUAUUUGAGCUCUCUACGCCCAAUAGUUUAAAUGAUAUAAUUAAACAAACAAACAAACCCACGUUGAGCUUAUUCAUAGAAACUUUUAAAAGCUGUGAAUCGGUUGAAAGCCCAAGUCAAUAAGGCACCAUUUAGUUGAUCAUUUAAAAAUGUACCCUAUUAAAGUACUUUAAAUUAUGAUUUAUAUAAAGUGUGGCCAAUUUUACUUUUCAUUCACCUUAAUUAUGCUAUUUUGAGUAAAAGGUCGCCCUCCCCAGUCUAGGAAUGAUUAUUCAAUAAUGACCUCUUUCACAAUAUUCAGAAGUCAAAGUACAUUAACAUUUAACAUAAUGUAGUCUUGUAAUGAACUAAUCUUACACACCAAUAAAAACUUACAUAAAACAUUCAUGCAGCCAAAAUCAUGACACUUUUUCAUUUGUAUAGCUUGCACAAGGUAAAUAAACUAUUUUUGGCCAAUGCGGGCCAAUCUUAUAUCGGGGAAAAAAAAUGACCUAGUCUAUUCUGAUUCUGGGAUAAUAGAUAUCUGUGGAAAAUUUCAACUCUCUAAGUUCAAUAUUUUAUUAUGCUGUAACCAUCAAACAAUGCCAUAAACACACAAAUCCUCUAACCCACAAUGAGCUUUAUAUAUUCUUCAAAAACUAAAGAAAACCUUCUUAAAAAAAUAGGAACAAAUUUCUAAAUUUUUAAUAAUCUUGCUUAAAAUUUAAAAAAUAUGAUUUAAGUAAAAGAAAAUCCUAUUUAAAUUGAAAAGUUGAUUUAAAUAUCAUUUACUACAUUAUUUUUCAUCUUUAUGAACAUUUAUGAUCUUCAGAAUCUAAGGAUAUCCUUAAAGAAAAAUGAGAAACAAAAUCAAGUUCAAUAAAAAAUGUGAUUUUAAUUUUAGAAAUCCGAUUUAAGUUUUAAAAAUGUAAUUUAUUUAAAUACUCUUAACUAUAUUAUAAACAUUGAUAUUUUUAAAAUCUAAAGAAACCCUUUUUAAAAAAAGAAGAAAAGAAACUAUUUAAUUUUUUUAAAUCCUUUAAAAUUAAAUAAAUCCAAUUUAUUAUUUAUAUAUUUCUUUAAAUUAUGAUUUUUAUUGACCCUGCUUUUAUUUAAUUGUUGAGCAGGUUACAAAAUGAACAAUUGCCCAUUUGGUGAAUGUAAUUAUAUGUUUGAUUCUUGUAUGAAAAUCAGAUGGAACAAAUUAAAUAAUAAUUAACUAAUUGCAAAUGACUCUAAAUUUCAUUCCAACACAUUUGAAUCUAGAGCAUACUCAUAAUGUUAUUUAAUGUCCAACUCUUUAUCUGAAACUUGUUUUAGAAAUAGCCAACAACCAUUACAUGAAAAAGCGUUUUGACUAUAAAAAAAAUUAGCAGCCUUGUGUAUUGUAACUUUAUGUGAUGUCUAAUGGGAUGAAACCAUUUAAUUCUGUAAUAUGAUUGCUCUGGCAUUCUUUCCAGAAAGUAGAACAGCGUAAAGUUGUUAGAGAUUCCAGUGGUCAGGAAGAGAGCACGAUCACCAGAUCUCUUGGUGACAAAUCCUACUCUGUCACCACUGUGACCAAGGCUGAUGGUCAACAGGAAACGAGAGAGGCUUUCAAUAACAUUGAUGAAAGUAAGUGCCAGCACUCAGUGCUUCUCAGGAGUCUUAGGAUAGUCAGUCAGAAGAAUGAUGGUAAUUAUUUUUAAAUGUAUUUAGACUGGGUUUAAUAGUUCUCAGACAUGGAUUGAAAAAUGUAACGUUGGUUAGUGUUAAAAAAAUGCUUACCGUAUUUUCGUACGUAUAACACACCUAAUUAUAAGACGCACCCUUAUAUAAGACAAGGGUUUUGACGAUUUUUGUAAAGAAUAUUUUACAUAAGACACACCCUUAUAUAAGACGCACACUGGGUAUGGGGUAUGUAAAACUUUGUAUAAGAUGUGGUGUCUUACAUAUGCUAAAAUACUGUACUUUUGUUGAUAAUUUAAAGGUGACAAUUUUAGAUUGUAGAAAAUAAUAAAAUAUUUAGUUUAAAAAGUUUAAAAUACUUUUCAUCCAAGAAAUGUUAAAAGGCACUUAAAAUUAAAAAGUAGAGAAUUAUUUAAAAUUCCAUAAAAUGCAUUAAGCAAAGAAAGUUUAUGCAGAAAAUAUUUUUUAAAAUUAAUAAAAAUAACAAAUAUUUAAGUUUUUGUCUAUAUUGAAUUUGAAUCCUUUGGUCACUUAAACUGCUCAUCUACACUUCUGCACAGUUUUCUUUCCGUAAUGCUUUUUAAGAAAUUUUUUAUUUUGUUCUACUAUUUAUUGCGUUGUAACUCGACUUGAAUAGAAAAAAGAAAAAUUUAAGGGUUUUUUUUCAUAGUGUUUUUAUGAUCGUCUAACUGGAUUCCUUAAUUAUUUAUCCCCACAUCCUAAAAUGGAUAUUUUAUGAUGAGGACAUUAUUUUUCUAUGCUUUUUAUUGUGUGCUUCUGUACAGAUAAAAUUUUCUCCUGAAAAAUUUUUGACUUAGAUCACAUUUACUGGUAACUUAUGUUUGUUUUUUUAUUUCAGAGGAAAUCGGUGUGUUUAAGGAAACAUGGAGCAAACCGGACAACAAUGUUAGGUUAACAACACCUGAUGUCAGUCUCCAGGACAGAGAUCUCUUCUCAAAACUUUUUAACUGGAAGAUAAGAUAGAGCAGUCUCAAAUGUUGGAUUAAAAAAAACUAUUGAUAUCGUUGAUUUGUUUAGUCUAUGAUUUAAGGGAUAUUUUUUUUAAACUUAGUAAAUGCAUUGGGUUAUCUGAAUCUAUGUAGGGCAGUGGGAUCUGGUUUUUCUUUACCUUCUACAUUUUUUUGUUUUUAAUUCAGUCUUUCAUUUAUAUAAUUCUUAAAUUGUGAUUUCCCCUCCCCCACCUUUAACAUGACAAACAAUGUCCAUCAAAAUUUAAAUGAGUUUUAAAAUGUGUACAUUAUUUUAAAUUUAUAUUCAGAAUCAUCAGAAACCUAUAAAUUGAUAAUAUUUCUAGGUAAUAAAUCAAAAGCAGCUUGUUUUUGUUUAUUCUAUGUCAGGCCUUCAACAAAGAUAAAUCUUUUAAAAGGUGCCAUGGGUUGUGGAUAUUGCUAGGCACAUUAGUAAAUUUCACCAGUGAUCUGUCUUAAAUAAUUAAUUUGUGUGUGGAAAGUGGAAAAUAGACUCACUGUGAUAAAUUUGAACUCGAUGAACUCUGGGUAAAUGUUUAACUGGAUAUACAUGUUCAAGACUUUUUGAGCGACAUAAACCAUGUAUCUGCACCUUCAAAUCUGGGUGAAAUUAAUAAAUGCAUCACUUAAUUAACUGCAGCACAUUUUCUUUUUGAAAUGUUGUCCUCCAUUUGUGUUAUGGUACUGUGAAUCUUACAGGUGCAAAAGUGGAUGUUAUUGUUAUAUCUUUUGUGGUUGUGGUUUCAUAUCUUGCACCUGGAUGACUCACUAAAUAAACUAAAUUUAGUUUUGAGCAUGAUUUUUUAAAUUUUUUUUUUAAUUAGAACUUUUUAAAUGAGAUAUUUUCUUUUCCUUUACUUUUAACUUAGCCAGGUAGUUUGUAGUCUUGGUUGGCCAUAAAAUAUUUCUAGUUGUCAGUAGGUCUGGUUAGAAUUCUGUGCAUCCAGUGUGUUGGUAUUAAGGUAAACUGUGGUGGGACAUCAGGGGACCUUUGAUUGCUGUCAGUUUCAUAGAUAUUGUAAACUAGACAAUCCAGUCUGAACAGUGACGUGUGGUGGUGGUGGGGCUCUUUGAAGAUGUUAAACCCAUGUCCAUUCUCUACUGUAUGUUUGUAGUGAUGCAAGAAAGGGGGGAAAACCUCUUCUUGCCAGCCUAUAAUCCAGCUAGAUUGGCUUGUGAAUCACCAACAUAUCUUUUCUUAACUGUUUUUUUUUUAAAUCUCAGUUUUUGUCUUUCAAAGCUUGCAAUGUCAAUCUAGAAUGAAUGCUCAAAUUAAUUACAAUCAAUCGUAGCACUUUUUUUUUAAUUGAUCAGCU